AUUAUUAAAAAGCAAAAAUCACUUGUUUCUCUCAACAUCUCUCUACCAUCUUCCUCUUGACUUGCCUUCCUUGUUGGUUCUCGAGGCACGGUUUGUCUUCAGCAUACUCUCCGGCGAUCUCCACAAUCGGCGAACCCCAGCAAGUCACCAGCUCCUUUCACUGUUGACUGAAUAAGUAUUCUCUAGCUCUUCCUUUGGGUAUUUGCUGAGGAUUUGUCCGCGGCUGAGCUGAAGUUUGACGCUAGAUUCGAAUGAACUUUAUGAAGGAUUCAAAAGGGUUUUGGAAAAUCGUGGUUUUGGUGGGGACUGAGGGAAUUCGAGUGUGUAAUUAGGCAAUUCAGGGAGUUUGGAGAAAUGGGUAGCUCUCAUUUGCGUUGAAUGUAGGCACCUUGAUCUUUUCCCUUUUUUUUGGGGGGGGGAGGGGUUUUCUAGGGCAUUGAGAGGAUGAUCAGGAAUGCUUCAUGGGGAUUGAAGUUGGUGGAUACUAAGUGGACUGAUUUUUACUUGAAAUGCAACUCUUGAUAAGUAGUUUACACAUGCUUGCUCAUUUGGUUGGUUUCGCUCUGGUGGAACUGUAAUCUGGUCAGAUUGAAUCUAGAAACUGUGUAGUUUUAAUGAGAUGGAGGCUAGGAUCAAAGAAAAAGGACACUUUGGUCUUAUGGCAUCUGAUUUGAACUCUGUUGGGAAAAAGAGUUUAGAGUGGGAUCCCAAUGAAUGGAGAUGGGACGGUGACCUUUUCACAGCAAGUCCUUUGAAUCCCAUGGAAUCCGAAUGCAGAAGUAGGCAAUUUUUUCCGGUCAGGCCUGAUAAUCUGGCUACUGCUGAUUUUAACAAGUGUUCCUCAUCUGUUCUGGAGGAUGUACAGAAUGAGCCGGGAAAAAGGGAAGCUGAGAAGCGAAGAAGAGUCGUGGUGGUUGAGGAUGAAGGGUUGGAUGAUGAAGCGGGGGGUCUUAAUCUGAAUAUUGGUGGGCAAGGGUAUCCUAUCACAGAUUCGAGUAUGAAGGGUGGGAAGAAGAUCAAAUCUGUAGGGCCCGUUCCAAAUGGUCCAGCGUGUCAGGUGGAGGGUUGCAGGGUGGAUCUUAGCAGUGCGAAAGAUUACCACCGAAGGCACAAGGUUUGCGAAAUGCAUUCUAAAGCCAGCGAAGCACUGGUGGGAAAUGUUAUACAGCGCUUUUGUCAGCAGUGUAGCAGGUUUCACAUUCUUCAAGAGUUCGAUGAGGGGAAGAGAAGUUGUCGUAGGCGUUUGGCAGGACAUAAUAGGAGGAGGAGGAAGACGCGUCCUGAGUUUGUAGCUAGUGGCAGCUCCCUCGGUGACGAAAGGGGUAGCCAUUAUCUUUUGGUUAAUCUCCUUAGGAUACUUUCCAAUAUGCACUCAAGUAACUUAGAUCCUACAAAGGAUCAGGACCUGCUGUCUCACCUGUUGAGGAACCUUGCCAGUACAAUUGAUGGACAGAGAUUAUCCGAUUUACUUCAGGAGUCUAAAGGUGCAUUGGACAGUUCUCCAGAUAAGGUCCCAGAUGUAACCCCGGAUGAUCCUGAAUCUGCAAAAGCUUCUAUGAUUUUUGCUGAGACUAAUUUUCAAGACCCUGUUCGGCCCGAUGGACAUCAGAUGUUACGAUCUGCGCCUGAUUUGAUACAACAAGGAACGGGUACAGAUAGUACUGGGGAUGGAAAUCAACAACCUCGAACUGUUUUCAAGUCCACAGGCCAGUGUCUGACAAGAGAUGAUCGUUUUGCUAGAGUACAUGUAUCUAAUGACACAUCUCAGAGAAUCAGAAUGAAGAACAUUGACUUAAAUAGUUCUUAUGAGGAUACGCUAGGAUUUCUAGUGAAUACACAAACGUGUAAUGCUCCAGAACAUUCAGGAACCGGUUAUUUUGGAAGCCUUAUGAAGGCAAGUCAAGGGGCCAACAAAUCAAGUCCACCUCAUACUAGUUCAAUUUCGAACUCAACAUCUACAGAGUCUCCAUCUAGCUCCAGUGGAGAGGCUGAGUGUCGGACAGGUCGCAUUGUCUUCAAACUGUUUGGAAAAGAUCCCAAUGAUCUUCCUCUUGCACUGCGAACACAGAUCCUCAGCUGGUUGGCUCACAGUCCUACUGACAUGGAAAGCUAUAUUAGGCCUGGAUGUAUCAUAUUGUCCAUUUAUCUUUGUCUUGAGGAGACCAUGUGGAGGGAGCUUCACCAGAAUCUGGGCUCCACAUUAAGAAAGCUUCUGGAUGUAUCCAAUGAUUCAUUUUGGCGUACAGGGUGGAUUUAUACACGGGUGCAAGAUUUUGUGUCAUUUGUCUACAACGGUGAAAUCAUUUUGGAGACCCCGCUGCCUUUGGGUCAUAAUAGUGGCAAGAUCUUAAGCAUCAAACCCAUUGCUGUAUCAGUAAUGCAGAGUGCUGAGUUUGUGGUCAAAGGCUUCAACCUUUUCAAGACCACUUCAAAGUUAUUCUGUGCCCUAGAAGGGAAAUUUCUUGCUCAAAAAAGCUUUUGUGGCCUCACCGAAGAAGCUGAAAUAAUUAAUGAGGACGAGGAUGAUGAAAUCCAGUUCCUCAGCUUCCGUUGUUCUGUCCCAGAAACCUGCGGGAGAGGGUUUAUUGAGGUUGAAGACCAUGGUCUUAGCUGUAGUUUCUUUCCAUUUAUUGUUGCGGAGGAGGAAGUGUGCUCUGAGAUCCGUAUGCUUGAGAGUGAAAUCGAGGCACUUGAAACCCCGCUUGACAUCAAGCAGGAACCUGAAAUGGCUGAAGCCAGGAGCAAAGCCCUCGAUUUUGUAAAUGAAAUCGGUUGGCUUCUGCACCGAAGUCAGGCGAAGCAUAGGCUUGGUGCCUUGGAUCACAACGUGGGUCUUUUCCCUUUUAGAAGAUUCAAGUGGCUAAUGGAGUUCGCAAUGGAGCAUGACUGGUGUGCUGUGGUAAAGAAACUGCUGGGAACUUGUUUCAAUGGAGUAGUCGAUGCUGGUGAACAUCCUUCCAUAGAUCUGGCAAUGUUGGAUAUGAAUCUCCUCCAUAGGGCUGUGCGGAGAAAUUGUCGGGCAAUGGUAGAGUUCCUAUUAAGAUACAUUCCGCGUGAAGGUUCAGAUAAGGCAGGGUUGGAGCAAGCGCAACAGAUUCCAGAGAACCGCAGGAACUUCUUUUUCAAAGCAAAUGCUGUUGGGCCUGCUGGUUUGACUCCUCUUCAUAUUGCAGCUAGUAGCAAGGGAUUCGAACUUGUCUUGGAUGCCCUAACAAAUGAUCCAUUAUUGGUUGGUAUCGAAGCAUGGAAGAGUGCUCGUGAUGACUCGGGUUUGACGCCUAAUGACUAUGCUUGCCUACGAGGUCACUACUCCUAUAUACAUCUAGUCCAGAGAAAAUCCAUUGGAAAAUCUGAUAGAGGGCACGUAAUACUCGAUUUCCCCACCAAGAAACCGCUAGAAGGGCCAAGAUCAGCUAAACCUUUCAGCUUGGAGAGUAACAAGACCGAACUUGGACUGUUAAGACUGCACUGCAAAUUGUGUGAACAGAAGAUCCCGUGCGGACCCAUGAGAACAUCCCUUGUGGCCCGACCAGCGAUGGUCUCACUGGUGGCCAUCGCUGCCGUGUGCGUAUGUGCUGCGCUGCUGUUCAAGAGCAUGCCCGAGGUGCGGUGCAUUUUCCGUCCCUUCCUGUGGGAAGAAGUCAAAUAUGGGUGGAUCUGAUGGGUUCACCCCUAUUUCUUUCAGUGUAAGACUAUUCUUCCCCGUGUGCCCGGGAAUACAUGUAGCAAUACGAUCUCCGCAAGUUAUAUUCCCCAUGAGACUACAUCCUAUGUGUAAUACCAGUGCCUGUAGUUCGACUUGCUUAACGACCAAAGUUCGGUAUACAGAAUCAUCAAUCAGUUGAGGGAAAUUCUGGGUUUCCUUUGUUCUCCAUGAUUCGUGGAUGUCUUUGUGUACUCAUUAACAUGGCCAUUGAAGUGAAAAUCCUCGCUAUUUAUGUACCU
This is a messenger RNA of Rhodamnia argentea, 3945 nucleotides long. RefSeq names its product squamosa promoter-binding-like protein 1. Gene Ontology annotation, cellular component: nucleus. NCBI's taxonomy places the organism in Eukaryota, Viridiplantae, Streptophyta, Magnoliopsida, Myrtales, Myrtaceae. The record is from RefSeq and is a predicted model, not a curated record. Gene Ontology annotation, molecular function: DNA binding. Bases 620 to 3661 code for a protein of 1013 amino acids. The transcript is spliced from 10 exons.